UUAACCUUAUUUCUAUUGCACACUCUUUAUGUAUCUAGUGCAAACAAAGUUGAUGAUGAAGAUUAUGAAGAUACAGUAUUAAAUAGAACAUGGGUCCUGGCACCAAGAGUCCAUGAGAGUGAUGUGACUAAUAUUCUGAAUGACUUACUGAAAGGAUAUGACAACAAACUUAGACCAGAUAUUGGAGUGAAGCCAACAGUGGUUGAAAGUGAUGUCUACGUGAACAGCAUUGGACCGGUUGAUGCAAUUAAUAUGGAAUAUACCAUUGACAUAUUUUUUGCACAGUCUUGGUAUGAUAGCAGACUUAAAUUUAAUGGUACAAUGAAGGUUCUCCUGCUAAAUAGUAACAUGGUCGGCAAAAUCUGGAUCCCAGACACUUUUUUCCGAAACUCAAGAAAAUCGGAUGCUCACUGGAUAACAACUCCCAAUCGAUUGCUAAGAAUUGGGAAUGAUGGAAAAAUACUGUAUACGCUAAGGUUGACCAUCAAUGCUGAAUGUUACCUUCAGCUCCAUGACUUUCCUAUGGAUCAUCAUUCCUGCCCUCUGGCAUUCUCGAGUUAUGGGUACCCGAAAAAUGAAAUUAUGUACCGCUGGAAGCACGAUCCAGUUGAAAUUGUUCAUCAAAAACAUUGGAGACUUUACCAGUUUGCAUUUGAUGGAUUCAGAAACACCACUGAUGUAAUGCACACACAAUCUGGAGAUUAUGUCAUAAUGACAAUAUUCUUUGAUCUAAGUAGAAGAAUGGGGUACUUCACUAUUCAGACCUACAUACCUUGCUCGCUUACAGUGGUCCUGUCUUGGGUGUCAUUCUGGAUCAAUAAAGAUGCUGUGCCAGCGAGAACAUCAUUAGGUAUUACAACAGUUUUAACUAUGACGACGCUAAGUACAAUUUCCAGGAAAUCGCUACCAAAGGUGUCCUACAUAACUGCCAUGGAUCUCUUUGUGUCUGUUUGUUUCCUCUUUGUAUUCGCUGCCCUCAUGGAGUACGGGACCCUGCAUUAUUUUGUCAGCAACAGAAAUAACAGCAAAAAAAAGAAGCAGAAAUCCAAACCAGCUAAAUCACCUGGCAUUAAAGUCCGUCCAGGAUCAACAUUAAUUCAGGUGAACAACAUCACACACCUACAAGAACGUGAUGAUUAUGGCUACGAGUGCUUGGAUGGCAAAGACUGUAACAGCUUCUUCUGCUGUUUCGAGGAGUGUCGUACAGGUGCAUGGAGGCAGGGUCGAAUACAUAUCCGUAUUACCAAAAUUGAUUCCUACUCUAGAAUAUUCUUCCCUACAGCAUUCGGUUUGUUCAAUCUCGUUUAUUGGAUUGCAUACCUUUACCUAUAA
This is a messenger RNA of Carcharodon carcharias (great white shark), 1332 nucleotides long. It is a transcript of the gene gabrg1, whose product is annotated as gamma-aminobutyric acid type A receptor subunit gamma1. Gene Ontology annotation, molecular function: GABA-gated chloride ion channel activity; inhibitory extracellular ligand-gated monoatomic ion channel activity; benzodiazepine receptor activity. The record is from RefSeq and is a predicted model, not a curated record. The transcript is spliced from 8 exons. Gene Ontology annotation, biological process: signal transduction; chloride transport; synaptic transmission, GABAergic. NCBI's taxonomy places the organism in Eukaryota, Metazoa, Chordata, Chondrichthyes, Lamniformes, Lamnidae. Gene Ontology annotation, cellular component: neuron projection; synapse; postsynapse. The annotation marks the transcript as partial.